GCCGGUCGGCGCCCGCUCUGUUGCGUAGCGAGUAUAUAGGUCAAUCAGGUCGUUCGUUGUGCAUGUGACCGUCUCAGCAGGUGUAGCUAGCUGUGAGCGUUGCUUUUGUUUGCGAGUUUUCUCUCUCUUUGCCGAUUGUCUGCAAUUCUGUGGCUGGAACCGGGCUCUGUGAAGUAGGUGUACGCGAUCUCUAGCAGCGGAAUUCUUGUCGCUGUAAGAGAUGGUAGUUGUAGGAGGUGUUUUGGAGCCGGUGGGUAUUGGACGCUUCAUUGCAUUCGACCACCUCACCUUCUGGGUCGGGAAUGCCAAGCAGGCUGCCUACUACUACUGUGCCGUCAUGGGGUUCAGACCCAUGGCCUACAAAGGCUUGGAGACCGGCGAGAGAAAGGUAGUCUCUCAUGCCGUCAGACAGAAUGAUGUGAUCUUUGUGUUCCAGUCGGCUCUGUUCCCCGGGAACGAGGAGAUGGGUGCCCACCUCACUGCUCACGGUGAUGGAGUAAAGGACAUUGCAUUCAGUGUAGAAGACUGCAGGGCUCUCUACAGGAGAGCAGUGGAGAACGGAGCAAAGGGAGUGAAGGAGCCCUGGGAGGAGAAAGAUGAACAUGGCUCUGUCGUCAUGGCUACAGUCCAGACAUAUGGAGACACCACCCAUACCUUCAUAGAGAGGGCCGACUAUUCCAGUGAUCACUUUCUCCCUGGCUUUGUGAUGGGGUCUCCCAGUCACCCAGUUCUGGACACUCUACCUCCUGCCAACAUCCUGUUUGUGGACCACGUGGUGGGGAACCAACCUGACCUUCAGAUGAACCCAGUGGCCGACUGGUACGUCAAGACCCUCCAGUUCCAUCGAUUCUGGUCCGUGGACGACUCCAUUAUCCACACUGAGUUCAGCAGUCUGCGAUCGGUGGUGGUCACUAAUUGGGAGAGGACCAUCAAGAUGCCAAUCAACGAGCCGGCUCCGGGGAAGAGACUCAGUCAGAUUGAGGAGUACGUCCGUCACUACGGUGGGGCCGGCGUCCAACACAUCGCCCUCCGCUCAAACAACAUCAUUGAAACGAUCACAAACCUGAGGGCUCGUGGAAUGGAGUUCCUGAAAAUCCCCGACACCUACUACACAGAGCUGCGACGGAGACUGGAGAGAGCCAAGAUCACAGUCAAGGAGAACAUGAACGACCUCCAGCGACUGUGUAUUCUGGUGGAUUUCGAUGACAACGGCUACCUCCUCCAGAUCUUCACCAAGCCGAUGCAAGACAGACCGACUCUCUUCUUGGAAGUGAUAGAGAGACACAACCACCAGGUGUCUAUCUAGAUCCCGGGGCACUCAAGUGUUGUUAGUUGUGUGAUUUUGUUCUCAUGUGUCCAGGGGUUUGGAGCAGGCAAUUUCAAGGCUCUGUUUGAAGCAAUAGAGUUGGAGCAAGCCAAGAGAGGAAAUCUCUAAGAAACACUCAGUAUAUGUCACACCGCUGUUAUUAUGGACUUCAGUCACCACUGACUUCAGUUUUGUAUGAAUGUUUAUUACGGUG
This is a messenger RNA of Geodia barretti, 1520 nucleotides long. The record is from the annotation of a GenBank genome assembly. Lineage: Eukaryota; Metazoa; Porifera; Demospongiae; Tetractinellida; Geodiidae.